AGUGUUUCUUAGAUUUGUGCACGGUUUAUCUGUUUGCUCCGCUAUGUCUACGCGACGUGUGCUGCUGUUGGCGCUCCUCAUUCUUGGACCCGUCAAUGCCCGGUUGACAGAGACGCAGAAACGAGAGAUCCUGCAAUAUCACAAUGACUUCCGGAACAACGUGUAUCCAAAGGCUGCCAACAUGGUGAAACUGUCAUGGGAUGACGACCUGGCCCGCAAAGCUCAGGACUGGGCCGACUCCUGCGUCGACGGACACAACAACGUCAAGUCGAACAGUCGAUGGGAUUGGAUCGGGGAGAACAUGGCCUACAGUACGGCGACAGAUCUGAGGGGGAUGGUGAAGGGAUGGGAAAUGGAGGGGAAAAUCUACGAUUAUGGGAGCGACUACUGCAGGACUGUACCAGGGGAUCCCAUGAAGUCAUCAUGCGGCCAUUACACACAGAUGGUUUGGGCCAACACCAAGUUCCUCGGCUGUGGCUUCAAGACAGGUUGUCCGGGCUACUUCUCCAACCGCCUCGUCUGCAACUAUGGAGAGGGGGGCAAUUGGAUCGGUGAAAAGCCGUACGAAAGCGGAGGCAAGUGUAGUCGGUGCCCAAAAGGAUACAAACGUUGUAAUAGGCGAUUGUGCGUCCGUGGAUAGACGAUGCUGACGGAACCUCAUUCAAUGAAUCACGAGAAUAAUGAUGGAUAGGUAUAUCACAGCACAAAGCCACCACUUUAUUAGCAUAGAAGUAUAAUGCAUGUUUCAGCCAUUAAAUUUUGUCGUUUUCAAUAAGUGAAGAAUUAUAGUUGAUAUCUGUUCUGUAAAACUAGGCCCA
Molecule: messenger RNA, 818 nt
Organism: Patiria miniata (bat star)
Lineage: Eukaryota; Metazoa; Echinodermata; Asteroidea; Valvatida; Asterinidae
Product: peptidase inhibitor 16-like
Exons: 5
Coding region: 44-640 (198 amino acids)
Cellular component (GO): extracellular region
Source: RefSeq, a predicted model, not a curated record